AUGAAGAAAGUACUAAAACUCAAUACCAAGCAAGAGCGAGAGAUCUCGAAGCUUCGACAUCUCAUUGAUCGCAUCCAGUCCGAACGGAAACUACUGGAGCAUCAAGCGAUCUCCAAUCGCGACUAUGCCAAGAAGAUCGAGCAUCGUUUCUUCAUGGGCACUAAGGGCCAGUCGUUAGUUCAGUGCAAUCUCGAGCUCAAUUGUCGUCUACGGACGUUAGAAACGUCGCUAAAGAAGAAGGACGAGGCCUUACAACAGAGCCAACUAGAACGAGAAGAAGCUCGAGACAAACUCUCCAUCGUCCAACGAGCGUUAGACACCCGAGUCGAGUCGUAUGCACUUAACGGCUGUCUCCACACGGGUCUUCUAUUUGAGAUCUCCAAGCUACAAGAUCACAAUGAAGCGCUAGCUCUGCACCUCGCUCAAGAGCGGAAAGUCGUGUCGACUCUACGCACGCAGCUUGAGGACUCGCAGAAGCGGGAAGAAGAACUUGAAGACGCUCGAACAAUGCGAGAGUCGUGGAUGGCUACAUUGGAGAAGGAGCGCGUUGCUCUGGACGAGAAGAUGGCGCAACUUUCAGGCGACGUACAGACCGCAGCGUGUGAGAAGACGACGCUGCUUCGGUUUAUCCACGAACAGGCCGAGACCAAGUUCCAGCUCGAAGCGCGACUUACAGACGAACAGACUCAGCGGCGACAAGAAGCAGAACGAGCUCAACACGCGUCAAGAGUGUGGGAAGAGGAGAAGCAGCAGCUCAAUGAGAGUCUCCAGACUGCACGACAAGAGAGUCAACAGCUGAGAGAAGAGAGCGAACGUGUUCUCGUUACACUUCGAGAGCAACAAGAAGCUCAUUCUUCGUUGCAAUGUCGAGAGCAAGAAGUGCAGCUAGAGCUACAGACUUCUGCAAGAGACGAUUGA
Phytophthora infestans T30-4 is the source of this 918-nucleotide messenger RNA. RefSeq lists its product as uncharacterized. The record is from RefSeq and is a predicted model, not a curated record. The coding region runs from base 1 to 918 and encodes 305 amino acids. Lineage: Eukaryota; Oomycota; Peronosporomycetes; Peronosporales; Peronosporaceae. The transcript is spliced from 3 exons.